AUGUUCGAGCAGACGCAAGCCGUGCCAGUGCUGCAGGACCCAGCAGACGGUGCACCACCGGAGCGGCACCACCUCGUGAAUCAAGCAGAGCACCGCCGCCACCUCAUCGGACCGGAGCCAGUGCUCAUCUCCGACGAACGCAGCAGCGACCUGAUCUCGCCGAGGGCGUCGCACUCGGAUACGGAGUCGCGACCGCCACGGACCCUUGACGGCAGAAGCGAAACCGAAGACGACGACACGGCGGACGUCGCAGAAGCCGCGUACGACGCCGGUCAGCUCCUCGGCGUAGGCGAGAUGCGACGGAACCUCGAGCUGGCAGAAUUCGUACAAAGCGCUCUGUCUCACCGCUGGGAGCCCGCGGCACUGCGAGACUGGCAGGCGGAGUCGGGCAUGCUGCUGCGGCGGAUGCUGACGCCGGCGGAGAUCCUCCUUCUGUUGCAAGUCGACAGGACUAUACAACUGCGCUUCCCCGGCUUCAACGUUCCCGUGAACAUCAGGUGCACGAAGUACUGGUCUCCGCCAGACCCGUCGGACCCGCUGCAGACCUUGGGUCCCGUGGAGGAUCUACUCUAUUGGAUGGACGACUUCGGACUCGGAGGGUUCUCCCCCGGCGAAGCGGUGCUGGUGAUGAACGCAUGGCCGAGAGCGACAAGAGACGUGGGCGCAGCUUUGAGCGACCUUCUGGAAGAAUCAGAGAGCGAGUUCUUCUACUCGGCCAGGCCCGCCGCCCGCUUGCCAGGGACCCAACUCGGGCCCGCUCUAGUGAACGUAGUCGUCUUUUUCACCUACAGAGGGCUGGACGGAGCAGGCGCGGAGCCGCCUCGGCCCGUUCAUGUCUACUCCCAAGCAGGGCAUCUCGCAGCCGCUUCAGCUUCAAUCGGAGAGCACACGCAGGGCUUCACGCGGAACCCGUCGCCUUUCAUGUCGACCAUCGACUACUCCAAGUGGGAUCAACUUCAGAGCAGCAGCGACGAGGAGGACUUCGGGAACCCCAUCCCGCCGCAAUCUCCGCGACAGCCGGUGACGAUUGGCUCGUUUGCAGUGGCCGACCCCUGGCGCAAGUGCAGUCCGCAAGUGCGACGCGAAGUGCUCAGGGAGGAGAAAAUUCUCCACAGGUUCGUGCAAGAGCACCCCUGCCCAUCCGAGAAGGUCCUCCGGCGUUGGCUGCGCAGUAUGAGCAGCGCAGAGGAAACAGUGCCCGGAGAGCUGACGUUUGCGUGGGUGAUGAAAGAUAUGGGAUGGCACUCGGAGCACCUGGCGUGGUUCCACUAUCCGUCCUUCAGGGAUCUCUGGCAAGCGGCAGCUUUUCAAACAGCCGAGGCCUUCACAGUCCAGCGCAGCGCGGGCAGCACCCUUUACCAGCGCGGCGGCAAGGGGUGCAUGCAGUUCAACUUCUAUGCACUGCAGCACGCCAUGUGCGGGGAACAUUUCCACACGGACGCGCCGCUACCUGUGUACUCGUACGCUAAACGCCUGGAGCAUGUUUGGGACGGGAUCGGAUCAUGGCGAGCAUAG
Molecule: messenger RNA, 1515 nt
Organism: Symbiodinium necroappetens
Lineage: Eukaryota; Dinophyceae; Suessiales; Symbiodiniaceae
Source: the annotation of a GenBank genome assembly